GGCGCUGUGUAUCAGGAAGUGAAGGAGAGCAAUGUGAGUGGUGGAGGAGAGCGGGGUCACCGGAGAAGAUGGCCAGCAAAGUGAUAUAUCCACUUUAUCAGCUUGGAAAUCCACAGCUACGUGUGUUCCGAACAAACUUCUUCAUGACCCUGGUCAGACCUGGCAAAGAGAUGCCCUCAGACACGGUGCAAUUCCGUAUUCCUAUUGAAAUGACAAAGUUUGAUGUCCAGAACUAUCUGCAGAGUAUAUACAAUGUACCAGUGUCAUGUGUGCGCACUCGCAUCCAGUUUGGCAGCAAUCGAAAAAGAAACCAUCUGCAUCAAAGAGUGAAGCAGCCAGAUUACAAGGUGGCCUAUGUUCAGCUGGGCCAAGGACAGACCUUCCAGUUCCCAGAUCUUUUUCCAGAGAAGAAAGACAUUGUUGAGUCGGGUUCAUUUGACGAGAUCCAAUCAGAAUUCAUGGAGAAUGAGAAACAGCGCCAGCGUAAUGAUCCACGCAGAGGAGGACUUAAUGAAUGGUUUGGGUUGUAAAUACAUUCCUUUUGUAGCCACUUCAGCAUUGGAUUCUCUCUCCUCUGCACAGCAUGAGAUGUCUAGGUCUGAAGGUCAAACUACCACGCUCUUUAUUUCCUUUGGAGAACCUACAAGCAGAUCUCCUCCAAUCAUCUUCUCUAAAGGACAGUAAUAUUUAUUUUUUUCCAAAGAAUUUUUAGAGUUGAAAAGAAAUGUGUUUUGCGGUGGAUUGUUUAUAAAUAAACCAUGUGGUUUUUUUUU
Molecule: messenger RNA, 773 nt
Organism: Rana temporaria (common frog)
Lineage: Eukaryota; Metazoa; Chordata; Amphibia; Anura; Ranidae
Gene: MRPL23
Product: mitochondrial ribosomal protein L23
Exons: 5
Coding region: 69-530 (153 amino acids)
Biological process (GO): mitochondrial translation
Cellular component (GO): ribosome; mitochondrial large ribosomal subunit
Molecular function (GO): structural constituent of ribosome
Source: RefSeq, a predicted model, not a curated record